AUGGAAUUACCCAGAUUUUCCACAGUUCCACAUGCGUGCCAGAAUUCGCAUGAGGCACCAGGGCUCACCAAAACAGUUGACGAGAGUGGGAUUCGAACCCACGCCCCCGAAGGGACUGGUGCCUUAAACCAGCGCCUUGGACCGCUCGGCCAUCUCGCCACAUCUCAAUUCCGGAAGGCAGCAGUUCAAAUGGAAUUCCCAGAUUUUCCACAGUUCCACAUGCGUGCCAGAAUUCGCAUGAGGCACCAGGGCUCACCAAAACAGUUGACGAGAGUGGGAUUCGAACCCACGCCCCCGAAGGGACUGGUGCCUAAAACCAGCGCCUUAGACCGCUCGGCCAUCUCGCCAUACAUACUCGUCGAAGGCAGCAGUUCAAAUGGAAUUCCCAGAUUUUCCACAGUUCCACAUGCGUGCCAGAAUUCGCAUGAGGCACCAGGGCUGACCAAAACAGUUGACGAGAGUGGGAUUCGAACCCACGCCCCCGAAGGGACUGGUGCCUUAAACCAGCGCCUUGGACCGCUCGGCCAUCUCGCCACAUCUCAAUUCCGGAAGGCAGCAGUUCAAAUGGAAUUCCCAGAUUUUCCACAGUUCCACAUGCGUGCCAGAAUUCGCAUGAGGCACCAGGGCUCACCAAAACAGUUGACGAGAGUGGGAUUCGAACCCACGCCCCCGAAGGGACUGGUGCCUUAA
Necator americanus (New World hookworm) is the source of this 690-nucleotide messenger RNA. RefSeq lists its product as uncharacterized. The record is from RefSeq and is a predicted model, not a curated record. The transcript has a single exon. NCBI's taxonomy places the organism in Eukaryota, Metazoa, Nematoda, Chromadorea, Rhabditida, Ancylostomatidae. Bases 1 to 690 code for a protein of 229 amino acids.